UGGAUUGUUAAAGGGCCAGAGAGCCUGGGGGCGGAGAGGUAGCCGAGGUGCAGAGCCCAGGCCGGACCUGGGCGAAGGGCCAUAACGGCUAGGCUGGGCCCAGGAUGGCGGCAGCCCUGACGUGGGUCUCGGUUGCACCCCGCGUGAGUUCCUAAGCUGGUGCCAAGCAGGUGACACUUCCUGCAGCCCCCAGCAUGCUGGCAGGCCUGGGCCCCAUCAUCACCCUGGUGCUGGCAGUGGCAUGGGCCAUGGAGCUCAAGCCCACAGUGCCACCAAUCUUCACAGGCCGGCCCUUUGUGGUAGCAUGGGAUGUGCCCACACAGGACUGUGCCCCACGCCACAAGGUGCCACUGGACCUGAGUGCCUUUGAUGUGGAGGCCUCUCCUAAUGAGGGUUUUGUGAACCAGAAUAUCACCAUCUUCUACUACAACCGUCUAGGCCUAUAUCCACGCUUUGAUUCAGCUGGGACAUCUGUGCAUGGUGGCGUGCCACAGAAUGUGAACCUCCGGGCACACCUGCAGAUGCUGAAGAAACCUGUGGAGCACUACAUUCGUACCCAGGAGCCCGCAGGGCUGGCAGUCAUUGACUGGGAGGACUGGCGGCCUGUGUGGGUGCGCAAUUGGCAGGAAAAGGAUGUGUACCGCCAGUCAUCACGCCAGCUGGUAGCCAGUCGCCACCCUCACUGGCCAUCAGAUCAAAUAGCCAAACAGGCACAAUAUGAAUUUGAGUCCAAUGCCCGGCAGUUCAUGCUGGAAACACUACGCUACGUCAAGGCAGUCAGACCUCAGCACCUUUGGGGCUUCUACCUCUUUCCUGAUUGCUAUAAUCAUGAUUAUGUACAGAACUGGGAGAGCUACACAGGCCGCUGUCCUGAUGUUGAGGUGGCACGCAACGACCAGCUGGCCUGGUUGUGGGCUGAGAGCACGGCUCUCUUUCCCUCCGUUUACCUGGAUGAGACACUAGCUUCCUCUGCUCAUGGACGGAACUUUGUCAGUUUCCGUGUUCAGGAAGCCCUUCGUGUGGCUCACACCCAUCAUGCGAACCAUGCACUCCCAGUCUACGUCUUCACACGGCCCACCUAUACCCGCAAGCUCACAGGGCUUAGUGAGAUGGACCUUAUCUCUACCAUUGGCGAGAGUGCAGCCCUGGGUGCAGCUGGUGUCAUCCUCUGGGGUGACUCAGUAUACACCUCAAGUAUGGAGACCUGCCAGUACCUCAAGAAUUACCUGACACAGCUGUUGGUUCCCUAUGUAGUCAAUGUGUCUUGGGCCACCCAGUAUUGCAGCCGGGACCAGUGUAAUGGUCAUGGUCGCUGUGUGCGCCGCAACCCCAGUGCCAAUACCUUCUUGCAUCUCAGCGCCAGCAGCUUCCGCCUAGUGCCUGGCCGUGCACCUGGUGAACCCCAGCUGCGACCUGAGGGAGAGCUCAGCCGGGCUGACCUCAACUACCUGCAGACGCACUUUCGCUGUCAGUGCUACUUAGGCUGGGGUGGUGAGCAAUGCCAGUGGGACCGUAGGCGGGCAGCUGGAGGUGCCAGUGGAGCCUGGACUGGGUACCACUUCACCAGUCUGCUGGCUUUGGCAGCUGUGACCCUCACCUAGACCCUGGAGAAAUCUCCUACCAAGUCAGCUGGCUUCUGCCACAAGUGCUUUCCUGGGCAUGUGAGAGCCUGUAGGGGGUAGACAAACUAGAGUCUGGAGGGGGCAGAGCCCCCAGGAUACCCAGCAGGGCAUCCAUACCAGCUGUCACACCCCUGUUCUAAGGGGGAGGGGAAGUCCCCUGAGAGCCCCCUUUCUACCUGUUAGAGGGGAAGGAGGAUAUAGCUGGGCUGGGGAGAGCCUGACCCUACUCCCCUGCCCCUGGGUAGUUUAUUAUUUUGGGGUCUCUUUUGUAAAUUAAAUAUGAAAUAACUGCU
Molecule: messenger RNA, 1915 nt
Organism: Sciurus carolinensis (gray squirrel)
Lineage: Eukaryota; Metazoa; Chordata; Mammalia; Rodentia; Sciuridae
Gene: Hyal2
Product: hyaluronidase 2
Exons: 4
Coding region: 195-1601 (468 amino acids)
Biological process (GO): hyaluronan catabolic process; carbohydrate metabolic process
Molecular function (GO): hyalurononglucosaminidase activity; hyaluronoglucuronidase activity
Source: RefSeq, a predicted model, not a curated record